UUUGAUCGAAAACAAUCGCGCAGUGCGGACGCAAAGCCCGAUCGCUCCGCUGCUGCUCCCCGGGUGCGAUCAGUGAGUUUUUCGGGUGUGCGUGGAUGAUCGGCACCACCGCCAAAGAAGACACACAACAGUGCGCGACAGUGUCGGUCGAUCGUCGAGUUCUCGAGUCCGUUUGUUCCGCAGUGGCUGGUGGAAGCUCCGGUGCUUCCGGCAAAACGCAGCAAAAAGAAUAUCGAGUGCGUGGUUGGGGUGGCUCCCUUGCCGAGUUGUUUGACGGCUGAAGUAUCGUGUGCUCGUGGAGUAGAAAAGCCGCAUUCCGAGCAAGAAAAAGAAAAGUGUCCUGUGAGAAAGUGGUUUCCUUCCUGUGUUUGUGUGUGUUGGUGUCUUGUGGCCCUCAGCAAAAGGGCUGGUCCUUUUACGAAUAAGGCAGGUGGUUGCGCAGCUCGUGUCGCACACUAAUCAACCUCUCCAACGACGGAAUAACUCCGCGAGAUUCGGGUGUGCAGUAGUAGGCCGCGCCACAUUCCGUGAAGCUUUGUGUGCAGUGUGCAGUGUGCGGUGGAUUUCUGUGGCAGAAGAUGUGUCACUCAGCCAACAUCGGCCGUGUCGUGAUCUAUGGUUUCGAUCUAAAUUUCUCCCUCCGGUCUUGCAAGCGUGCAUAGUGUGUGUGUGGGGGGGUUCGGUGAAGAAGUUGUGGGAAUCAAACCCAGGCCGCUGUCUGUCCGCUCGGCAGAGCAGGUGGUGGAAUGUGAAGAAGAAAGUGAACGAAAUUCCUCGAAAGCAACAAAAAAAAAAAAAAAUUCCUCCCAAGAGGAACACUGCCCUCAAGUUUCGAAAAUAGUGCUUAUAGUAGGUGAACCGCACCAGCUUCCUACUCGGACGCGCGGUGCAAACUAGCUGGAUAGCAGGCAAACACGCUCAAACUCAGAAACAAUGGUGGUACCGACGAUGGAUACCCUGCCGAGGGUACCGGACACCCACGGCGACACCGUGGACGAGAAAGUAUUUUCCGACCUGUACAUCCGAACCAGCUGGUACGAUGCGACGAUAGCACUCGAUCAAAUAGAAAAGGGUAAAGCACGGGGGAGAAGGUCCUCAGUGUACAUGCGCUCCCUCUUCCAGUCCUAUCUCUACAACCUCGGCUGUUCGAUACAGAAGCACGCCGGCAAGGUCCUAUUCGUGGCGAUACUGGUACUCAGCACGUUCUGCGUCGGGCUGAAAUCGGCCACGGUCCACUCGAAAGUGCAUCAGCUCUGGAUACAGGAAGGUGGUUCGCUCGAGCAUGAGCUAGCCUACACGCAGAAAUCGCUCGGCGAGAUGGACUCCUCCACGCACCAGCUGCUAAUCCAAACGCCCAAAGAUAUGGACGCCUCGAUACUGCACCCGAACGCGCUACUGACGCACCUGGACGUGGUGAAGAAAGCGAUCUCGGUGACGGUGCACAUGUACGACAUCACGUGGAGCCUCAAGGACAUGUGCUACUCGCCCAGCAUACCGAGCUUCGAUACGCACUUUAUCGAGCAGAUCUUCGAGAACAUCAUACCGUGCGCGAUCAUCACGCCGCUGGACUGUUUCUGGGAGGGCAGCAAGCUGCUGGGGCCAAAGUAUCCCGUCCAUAUACCUGGCCAAACGAACAAAGUGCAGUGGACCUCGCUCAACCCCCAGACGCUGCUGAAGGACAUCAAGGCGCAGAACUACCAGUUCCCGUUCGAAACGCUCGAGCAGUACAUGAAGCGGGCCGGCAUCAGCACCGGCUACACGGAGAAACCCUGCCUCAACCCGAAAGACAAGCAGUGUCCCGAUACGGCACCGAACAAAAAGUCGGGCCAGGUACCGGACAUUGGCGCGAGCCUUACCGGCGGUUGCUAUGGCUUUGCCGCCAAGUAUAUGCACUGGCCGGAAGAGCUCGUCGUUGGUGGUGCGGUACGCAACCGCACGCACCAUCUCCGGUCGGCGAAAGCGCUGCAGACGGUCAUUCAGCUGAUGGGCGAACGGGAACUGUACGACUACUGGAACAAUCACUACAAGGUGCACCACAUUGGGUGGAACCCGGACAAGGCGGCCGAGGUGCUGAACGCUUGGCAGAAGAAGUUUUCCGCCGAGGUGAACAAAAUCAUGCAGACGGAGGUGAAACCGCUGUCGUACUAUGGGGUGUACGCGUUUUCGUCGGCGACGUUGGACGAUAUACUUGGGAAACACUCUAACCCGAACCCGAUCAGCCUUGGGAUUGGUAUUGCGAUUAUUUUGCUGUACACGGCUUGUACGUUGCUGCGCUGGAAGGAUGGCAUCAAUGGACAGAGUGGAGUCGGUGUGGCUGGUGUGUUGUUAAUCACUGUAACGACAGCCGCCGGGCUGGGCUUCUGUGCGCUGCUUGGGAUCGCUUUCAAUGCCGCCACGACGCAGGUCAUUCCGUUUCUCGCGCUCGGGCUCGGCGUUGAUCAUAUCUUUGUGCUGACGCAUGCGUACGCGGAGCGCGAUACGAGCGAACAGACGGGCCAGGUGCUGAAGAAGGCAGGGCUGAGCGUACUGUUUGCCGGGGCGUCGACGGCAGGGUCGUUCUUUGCGGCCACCCUCAUCCCGGUGCCGGCACUGCGCGUCUUCUGCUUCCAGGGUGCGAUCCUGACGGUGUUCAACCUGGCCGCCGUGCUGCUCGUGUUCCCGGCAAUGAUUUCGCUCGAUCUGCGCCGCCGACGGUCCGGGCGGGCGGAUGUGCUUUGCUGCUGCCUGCCAGCGCUCCCGAGCACCACGCACGACCUCAACACGCAGCGCAGCUACCAUUACCAUCAGCAACCGCAACAGCCACAGCAGCAGCAGCAGCAGCCGCAAAACAACAUCGAAGCGCAACGCCACGAGGAAGAGACACUGAUCGAGUGUCAGUCGAAAUCGUGCCUCAGCUUCUCGCUGUCCCGAUUUGCGAUCAAAUACUACGCUCCGUUCAUUACGCGCAGCUCGGUGAAGGUGUUCGGGAUGCUGCUACUAUCAGGCAUCGUUGGCGUCUCCCUAUUCGCGUCCAUGAAGCUCCCGGACGGACUCGAACUCACGGACCUCGUUCCGCAAAACACGAACGAGCACCGUUUCCUGAGCGUGCAGGGCAAGCUUUUCGGCUUCUACAGCAUGUUUGCCGUCACGCAGGGCGAUUUUGAGUAUCCGAACAAUCAGAAGCUGCUGCACGAGUACCACGAAGCGUUCGUGCGCGUUUCGCACGUGAUCAAGAACGAUAACGGAGGCCUGCCGGACUUUUGGUUGAGCUUGUUCCGCGAUUGGUUGGUGAAUUUGCAGCGUGCGUUUGAUCGGGACUAUCGGGAGGGACGGAUCACGCAGGAACGGUGGUACUCGAACGCGAGCAAUGAUGCGAUCCUGGCGUACAAGCUGCUGGUCCAGACGGGGCACGUGGACAACCCGAUCGACAAGAGUUUGGUGACGCAGGUGCGGCUGGUCGACUCGGAGGGUGUGAUCAAUCCGGAAGCGUUCUACAACUACCUGUCCGCUUGGGCCUGGAACGAUGUGCUCGCUUACGGUGCUUCGCAGGGUAACUUACGACCGGAGCCACGGGAAUGGUUUCACACACCGUCCGACUUUGAGCUGAAAAUCCCGAAAAGUGCACCACUGACCUACACCCAGCUGCCGUUUUAUCUGCAUGGGCUGAGCGAUACGGCCGACAUUAAGACGAUGAUCAGCCAGAUACGCGAACUGUGCUCCCGGUUUGAGUCGCGCGGACUGCCCAACUAUCCCUCAGGCAUUCCAUUCAUUUUCUGGGAACAGUACAUGAACCUACGGCCGGGGCUGCUGAAAGCGAUCGGCUGCGCCCUGCUGGCGGUGUUUGUGUUCGUCUCGCUGCUGCUCCUGUCCGGCUGGGCCGCGCUGCUGAUCGUGCUGAACGUGCUGAUGAUGCAAAUUCAGCUGCUCGGUGUGAUGAUCCUGCUCGGCAUCAAGCUGUCGGCCAUACCGGCGGUCAUACUGAUCGCCAGCAUUGGGCUGGGCGUCGGCAUCACCGUACAUGUGGCGCUGGGCUUUAUCACCUCGAUCGGCAAUCGGGACCGGCGGGUAAAGCUCGCCCUCGAGCACUGCUUCGCCCCGAUCGUGCACGGCGUCAUCACGUCCGCGCUGGCCAUCUUUAUGCUGUCGACCUCCUCGUUCGAGUUCGUCGUGCGCCACUUCUUUUGGCUGCUGCUGUCUGCCGUCCUGAUCGGUGCCGUCAACGGGCUGUUCUUCUUCCCCAUCCUGCUCAGCCUGGUGGGCCCGGGCGCGGAAAUCAUCCCGCUGCAGUACGCGAACCGCAUUUCCACACCGUCGCCACCGCCGAAGCGCAUCAACAAGCUGUCGAGCGGUAAACCGAUCGUGCUGAACAACAAACGAUCGUCCUGCUCGCGCAGCUGCACCAAGCCGCAUCACCACCACAAGCACAACAAUGUAAAUCUGAGCAACGAGCCGUCGCUGACGACGAUUACCGAGGAGCCACAGUCGUGGAAGAGUUCCGCCUCGUCCAUACCGUCGAUACACGAGAAAACGACCGGCGGAUCAUCGAUGGGCCAUCAUAGAUCACUGUCCGGGAUGGUGGGCGGUGGUGGUGGCGGUAUCAGUGGUGUUACCGUUGGUCCACCUCCUUCCUCGGGCACUUCGCUCGGUGGGGCCGGUGGUGGUGUGGGCAUGAUGGGCGAUGGUAAUCUGAACGGCGUCGGGGGUGUUUAUAGCCAUCCCCAUGCGCACCACUACCACCAUCACCAUCAUCAGCAGGCGCCGGAGCUGCAGAGCAUUGUGCUGCAGCCGGAGGUGACCGUCGAGACGCACCACCACGGGGGGGACCACCAGAACACGAAGGUGACGGCGACGGCCAACAUCAAGGUGGAGCUGGUGACGCCGGGCCGGGCAGCAAGGAUGAUGCACACGACGGCGAGCAGCAGUAGCGGCAGCACGGGCAGCAGUAGCUCCACGAGCAGUAGCACGGGCAGUGCCAGCAGCUAACCACUCGCUCUCGCUCUUUGAUAGACUGUGAAGCGAAGGAGGAGGAGGAGGAGGAGGAGUAAGACGACGAUGAAGCGGGUCCUGCAGGUUAUUAACACCAACGAAUACUAAUCCUUAGGUUUUGUAAGUUUUGGAGCGUGUAGAAAAUAGUAAUAAUGUUAAUGCUUAAAAUAGUUAUGGCAGCACGAAGUAAGAAAACUAGACCAAUCUCUACCAAUCGAACGAACCAAUUCAAACAUUAAAUUAACGAAACAAAACAAAAACGAACCACUAAUCAACUUUAGUGCGUUUCUGUUGUACGUGUAGGCAUCAUAUACUGUAACACCGAUAAGGAAAUUACUGUUUACUGCUUUUCAUCUAUUAUUAUUCGCCAUCCCAUCCUAGCCUUGUCUUUCCCACAAUCAUCAUGCCAAACCGCCCUUCCCAAUGUGUAUGUGUAAAUAACGCGUUAAGAGGUGUGUUCUUUUUGUUGUUUUAAAAGUUUUAAAACAAGCAAAAAAAUCAUUAUUUAUUGUGCCCUUUUCCCCAAUCCUGCUUUCCCAGCCGAUCCCGAUUCCCGAUUUUUAUCUUUUCCGACCGAUAUUAUUGUAACCUCUGAGAGCUAGAAAGUAUUAUUUUGCAUAAUGAAGGGGAUGGGUGCAGUUAAGAAACAUUGCUGUUUUGUUGAAGAUAAUGUUUCUUAUUGGGUGUACUCUUUUUUUAAGAAGGUAUUUUUGUUUGUUAAGAAAAGCAUAUGCACCGUAACUACUAGAAAGAGAAAGAGAAAGAGAAAGAGAAAGAGAAAGAGAAAGAGAAAGAGAAAGAGAAAGAGAAAGAGAAAGAGAAAGAGAAAGAGAAAGAGAA
Anopheles arabiensis is the source of this 5805-nucleotide messenger RNA. It is a transcript of the gene ptc, whose product is annotated as protein patched. Gene Ontology annotation, cellular component: plasma membrane. NCBI's taxonomy places the organism in Eukaryota, Metazoa, Arthropoda, Insecta, Diptera, Culicidae. The transcript has 7 exons. The record is from RefSeq and is a predicted model, not a curated record. Gene Ontology annotation, biological process: smoothened signaling pathway. Gene Ontology annotation, molecular function: smoothened binding; hedgehog receptor activity; hedgehog family protein binding. The coding region runs from base 934 to 4962 and encodes 1342 amino acids.